Clonostachys rhizophaga is the source of this 663-nucleotide messenger RNA. The record is from the annotation of a GenBank genome assembly. Lineage: Eukaryota; Fungi; Ascomycota; Sordariomycetes; Hypocreales; Bionectriaceae.
AUGAUGGGGAGCCAGAACUGCCACGCCGAGAUCUCCUUCCAAGAUAACGCCAAAUGGCUUGCACGUUUUCGCCUUGUCAGGAGCUCAUCACCACCUGGGAUUGUCCGUGAUUGGAUCCUACGAAGCGAAGCUGCCACUAUGACUUACUUGCAACGGCAUACCUCCAUUCGUACACCCAGAAUCUUCGAUUGGGUAUGCGAAUUGGAUCCGGAGAACCCGAUUGGAGUUGGCUAUAUUCUGAUGGAAACGCUGGAUGGAAAGCCCUUGGAUUGGCAGGCAGCAACUCCAGUGCAGAGGGAGAAGAUUAUGCAACAGCUGGUUGAUAUGUUCCUCGAAAUUGAGAAGCAUCCCUUCAAUAUAUAUAUAGGAUCACUCGUCUCGGUGGGAGAUACCAUGGACGUUCAAGGUCUGGCACAUCACUCAACAUUUGGAGUCGGAGAGGGUCCGCUCGGUCCCUUCUUUUCCUCGCUAGAGGGAUCACAAGCUCUUCUCAAAUCCUACCUCGCAAUGAUAGCCAGCGGCGAGAUUGAUACCCGCUAUCCGGUAGACACUUACCUCGCCCAUCGCUUCCGCCUGGAUAUUACUACCGGCCUCUGGGAACACGUACCAUUAGGCGGCAAGUUCUUCCUCAAGCACCCAGACGAUAAGGGGGAGCAGCUAUAA